AUGGAUAUGUUUAAAUACUUUUAUUCGUGGCUAUCGGAUGGAGAAAGAAAAACAAAGACUCAUUUUGUGGUAGAUUCAUCUGGGCAGAAACAUAAAAAUUACACCAGGACGCUGUUUUGCUGUAAUAGAAGUGGGACAUACAAAGCAAAAGGCAAAGGUGAAAGACAGCUAAAAGCACAAGGGACUUCCAAAACAGGUUUCUCUUGCACAGCUACUGUCAUAUUAAAAGAUUUUGGCAAUCGUUUUGAAGCUGUAUAUUUUAAAGAACAUUACAAGCAUGAAAAAUCCCUUUGUCAUCUCCCUAUUCCUAAACAAGAAAAGCAAAGCAUAGCAGGUAAAUUAUUGCAGGAGGUGGAAGAGAAACGAAUUUUGCAAGAUGCAAGAUUCUCUUCGAGAGAUGAUAUUGAAACAAAACAGUUAAUAACGAGAAAAGACCUGCAUAACAUUAAGAGGGAUUUUGGUCUGAGCAUUAAUUCUAAAGGAUUAAUUUUAGGAUAAUCUAAAGGAUGCAUAGCUUAGAUUCUACUAUAUCUAAGCUAUGCAUUUAUCCUAUACUUAAUCUACACAUAUAUUAAAUCUAUUUACAAAGUCAUGUUUUAUAAUAACUAUUCUACUGUAAAUGUGAAUUACACAUUUAUCAUAUACGUAAUCAUUGCCCAGUUAGGUGAUAGGAUUGUUGAUGUUUCUUUAAAUAAUGAGUCCAGAUAAGCAGGAUGGUAUGAACAAUUUAUUAGGAGAAU
Messenger RNA from Stegodyphus dumicola, 740 nucleotides. RefSeq lists its product as uncharacterized. The record is from RefSeq and is a predicted model, not a curated record. Lineage: Eukaryota; Metazoa; Arthropoda; Arachnida; Araneae; Eresidae.